Messenger RNA from Closterium sp. NIES-65, 1074 nucleotides. The record is from the annotation of a GenBank genome assembly. NCBI's taxonomy places the organism in Eukaryota, Viridiplantae, Streptophyta, Zygnematophyceae, Desmidiales, Closteriaceae.
AUGAGCCUUGUUAUUGUCACAAACAUUGAUUCUCCGUUAUUGCUGCGUUGUCUACGCUCAGGCGCGUCUGGCGAUGCUGUUGUCUGUGACGUGCACGGCGAAACCGUCGUCCGCGCGUCGUCGUACGGCGAAACCGUCGUCCGCGCGUCGUCGCGCGGCAAAACCGUCGUCCGCGCGUCGUCGCACGGCGAAACCGUCGUCCGCGCAUUGUCGCACGGCGAAACCGUUGUCCGCGCGUCGUCGCACGGCGGAACCGUCGUCCGCGCGUCGUCGCACCGGCGAAACCGUCGUCCGCGCAUCGUCGCACGGCGGAACCGUCGUCCGCGCGUCGUCGCACGGCAAAACCGUCGUCUGCGCAUCGUCGCACGGCGGAACCGUCGUCCGCGCAUCGUCGCACGUAACCGUCGUCUGCGCGUCGUCGCACGGCGAAACAGUCGUCUGCGCGUCCGCGCGCGGCGAAGUCGUCGUCCGCGAUUCGUUUCAUGGCGAAAUGGUCGCGCGGCUGUGCGUCCCGUUGAGGUGGGGGUGAGCAGCAGCAGCAUCAGCUUUCGGUGCUUCUUCAACCGCCAGCUAAGUGCCUUCUCCUCCCUCCACUCUCCCUCGCUUGCUGCUCACCAUUGCUGCUCGCCGUUUCCCCCUGAAAUACUCGCCACUGGUGUGCAGGUACCCCCUCAGGUGCAGCCCUUGGGUCUGCAGUUUGUGACUCGGCCUCCACCAGUGGCCCCUCCCCUCUCCCGCCUUGCAAAUGCCGUUCCCUCUCUUGCACUUUCACCAUUCAUCCCCUCGCUGCCCACUGACCAGCUCUGCGUGUGUGCCUUGCAGGUGGAGGGGAGGGGCAGGGGUCAACACCAAGGGAGGCAGCACUGCCAAUCGCUGCACCAAGGGAGAGUAUCGGGCAUGAGAGAGGGACAGACCACCGGAGCAAGGGCGGGACACAGGGCGUCUCUCGUUUCAUCUCCCCCCUCCUGUUUACAGCCUGCGGAAGGGAGGGAGCACUGGAGCAAAGGCGGACAGAGGCAUCCCUCUUUUGACCCCCCAACCCCCUUCUCCACUCUCCACUUCCCAGCAGCCUGA